Molecule: messenger RNA, 1167 nt
Organism: Didymosphaeria variabile
Lineage: Eukaryota; Fungi; Ascomycota; Dothideomycetes; Pleosporales; Didymosphaeriaceae
Exons: 3
Coding region: 1-1167 (388 amino acids)
Source: RefSeq, a predicted model, not a curated record
AUGAAGAACUCUCUCUCCAUCAUCGCCCUUGCGGGCUCCGUUGCUGCUGCACCCGGUGGAUAUCAAGACGGUGGUUACCAGAAUGGUGGCUAUGAGCACGGCGGAUAUGGAACUGGAUCCUACGCUGUUCCCUCGUCGUCUGCUUACGUCCCGCCUCCCUACAGCGCCUCGGUGCCAGAGUACUCUACUCCUGAAUACUCCACCCCGGCACCUUCUUCGUCUUAUCCAGUGUCGACGCCUGAGGUCCCGGAGUACUCUACCCCGGCACCUCCGGUCUCUUACUCGUACCCCGUAUACACACCGCCUGUAUACUCCACAGGCUACGUCCCGCCUGUUCCAUCCUACAGCCAGGCUCCUCCUCCAUCGUAUAGCCAGGCCCCUCCCCGUCCUCUUACGAGACCCCUCGCCUUCUUCUUACGAGGUUCCUCCCCAUCUUCCUACGAGACCCCUCGCCUUCUUCUUACGAGGUUCCUCCCCAUCUUCCUACGAGACCCCUCGCCUUCUUCUUACGAGGUCUCCACUCCUACGCCCUACUACCCUACGGCGCCCCCACCACCACCUUCGUACAGCACCCACGUGCCUCCGCCGUAUCCUUCAUACAACGCCUCAGUCCCGUAUAUCACCACUAGUUACACAACCACCAAGACUGUGACUAUUCCGUGCACGACUGUCAUCACCCCUUCGGUCCCGGGGUACAGCACGAUCGUCGUCACCCCCUCUGUCCCGGGAUAUACCACCGUCGUCACCCCCUCCAUUCCAGGAUACGAGACUCCCUCGGCUCCAGGAUACGAAACCCCCUCUGCUCCUGGAUACGAGACUCCGAGCGCUCCGGCACCCCCGGUCUACACUACAGUCGUUCCUCCCCCAUCCGUGCCUGGGUACGAGACGCCAACCCCCAUCACGACGGUGACGUAUUCGACCAGCAUCAUCACCUCCACGAUUACGACUUCUUACCCUGCGCCACCCACGGUCGUCCCCAGCGGAUACACUCCUGCUCCCCCAGCUCCUCCGUCUGGGACUGCGCCCGGCUACAGCACCCCCUCGGUUCCUUCGGCCUCUGGUACUCCCGUACCAUCUUCGCCUGCCGAGUUCCCUGGGGCCGCAUCGGCGCAGAAGCCCGUCGUGGCUCUCAUUGCGGGUGCUUUGGUCUUUGUUGCCCUCGCAUAA